Molecule: messenger RNA, 2232 nt
Organism: Aspergillus welwitschiae
Lineage: Eukaryota; Fungi; Ascomycota; Eurotiomycetes; Eurotiales; Aspergillaceae
Product: MCT family MFS transporter
Exons: 4
Coding region: 230-1606 (458 amino acids)
Biological process (GO): transmembrane transport
Cellular component (GO): fungal-type vacuole membrane
Molecular function (GO): transmembrane transporter activity
Source: RefSeq, a predicted model, not a curated record
CAAAAAGAUGCGGAGCGGAGCGGCGCGGUCGUUCAGGAACGUCCGAGCCGCGCCGAGCUCAGCCCAGCCCUAUUUAUUAUGCUUUACUUAAGAUAAGUUUUCUCUAACUAACUAUGAUGAUGUUUAAUAAAGAAGCGAGUUACUUUUAUUUCUUUCCGCUCAUUAUAAGUUAUAAGAUCAGUCUCAACAGCGCGAAAAAACCGACGGGCGGAGACGACAACCGGACACAAUGGCACCUUCCCAUGAAGCAGCUAUCAAUAACCAAACAAAUGAUGCAGACAUUCUGGAUAAGGAAGACCAAAGGUCUCAAAAUACGCUGCAAGAGUCAGAGUUAGCUGCCGAUACGGAGAAACAGGCUCCCUCGCAACCUCCGGCGCAAUCGCCGUGGGGGACGGCUGAUCCCCCGCCUGAUGGGGGAUUCGCGGCGUGGUCGGUUGUGUUGGGGGCGUGGUGUGCGUAUUUCUGUACUUUUGGGUGGAUUAAUAGUAUUGGAACGUUCCAGACUUAUUAUGAGACAACGCUGUUGAGUGAGUACUCGACGAGUACGAUCGCGUGGAUUCCUUCGCUGGAGGUGUUUUUCAUGUUUUUCAUGGGACCCAUUGUUGGUACGCUGAGCGAUAGACUCGGUGCUCGCGUGGUCAUCAUCGCAGGCUCCCUCCUGCAUGUGUUUGGGCUCAUGAUGACCUCCAUCUCUACGGAGUAUUACCAGGUCCUGCUGUCGCAAGGUGUCUGUAGCGCUAUGGGGCUGUGUGCUAUUUUCCAGCCGUCAAUGAGCUCCAUUCCCAGCUGGUUCAACAAGAAACGCGGCGCGGCGUAUGGAAUCAUCGCUUCCGGGUCAAGUGCCGGUGGUGUGAUUUUCCCCAUCAUGGUAGACCGGCUCAUCACUCGUGUUGGCUUCGGGUGGGCGAUGCGCAUCGCUGCCUUUCUAAUCCUGGGGUUGCUUGUCGUCACUUGUUUUACUGUGAGGGCGAGAAUUCCGCCAAUGAAGCAGCGGAUGGAUAAGGAGGCGUUGUUGCGGCCGUAUAAGGAGGUGAAGAUGUUGUUCUUGGUUUCCGGGUUUGUCCUGUUGACUUUCGGCGUGUUUAUUCCUAUCAACUAUAUGGAGACGUCGGCCAUUGCGGAUGGGAUGAGUACGAAUUUGGCGCAAUAUCUGGUUCCGAUUUUGAACGCUGGAAGUCUUUUCGGUCGAAUGGGGGCUGGCGCAUUCUCCGAUAAAGUCGGGCCAUACAACAUUUUUGUCGUGGUCUGUUCACUGACGGGCAUCUUGGUCCUCGCGCUCUGGAUCCCUGCGACCAACAACCCCGGUAAUAUCGUUUUCGCGGUCCUCUUUGGUAUCACUUCGGGCGCAUACUUCUCCUUGUCUGCUGCCCUGGUGGCAAAGAUUGCCCCGCUCCGGGAGAUGGGCUACUGGACUGGUGUGCUUUUCCUGUUUGCGUCGAUUGGUGCCUUGACAACAAACCCUAUUGCGGGCGCAAUCCUGCAGCGCGAUGAUGGGUCGUACACGGGCAUGAAGAUCUAUUCGGGUAUCUUUCUGUUGGCAGGCACCGUGUGUGUCCUAAUGACGCGUAUUCGUCAAACAGGCUGGGUGCUUAAGGCGAAGUUCUGAGUGUUUCCCUCUUGUCUGCUCAUAUGAGUCGGUUUCUCUUGUGAUAUAGUUAAUGUAAUAUUCUCUUGGCUGGUUCGACCUUGCUCAAGCACGAUCUCAAAUCUGAGUAUCUAUCAGAUGCUCGAAGCCCGUAAUGUCGACACUCUGCAUUAAGCCAGUCCAGUCCGGAAACCCAAGGACGCCCAUAUCCCAAUUUACAAAGUCGAAGAACGACUCAACCAUUGGCGCCUCCGCUUGAUCGGCACCUGUCGGUUGGUUCUCAUCGGCUGAGCCCGUGGCCUGCUCCGCAGCCACCUGCAUCUGUCGUAUAUGCAACGCCUUGUCGCGCAGGCGAGUGAUUAUCGCCCACUUUGGCCCCGGGUUUGGCCACAGGGGGUCCUUCUCGGUCAGGUCGAAAACCAGGUUAAUUGCUCGCCAUGCACGUUCAACAUGCAGCCCCACUGGAUACACACAGAGGUGCCACAAUAUGUAUGUGAGGAGAAAGUAAGGCAUAAAUGUAGAAGAAAGCCAGCGAUAUCCGCGGAGAAGCGCGUCGGUAAACAUUUCAUUGGUGCGUUCGAGGGCUUGGCAGGAGAUGUCCAGAGUUUUGGUCUGCAACUCACGACGCUCGGCGACCGGUAUUGCGG